ACCGCACCACCCACUCUCUAGUCUCCGACUGACUCACUGUAACAGACUCUCUUCGCAGAAAACCAAAAACAAUGGCGGCGAUUUCUUGUCACUGCGCAGUUCCAUCGAAAAAAGUCUCUCUCUCCUCUUCAUCUUCUGCUUUGUCCACCACUCCUCUCUCUCGAUGCUCCCGCUUCUCAGUCGUGUCGGUGCCGUCUCGAGCUAGUCGUGGAAGAAUCUCGUGCCAGAUUUCCUCAUCCUCUGCUACUUCUCCUCCUCCUCCAUCUUCCGUCAACGGUCCAGCAAAAGCAGGGAUGGAGGAUUUUCUGCACAUCAGUGAUUUUGACAAAGCGACUAUUAUGAAGAUCUUAGACCGGGCUGCAGAAGUCAAGGCAGUGAUAAAAUCUGGAGACAGGGCAUUCCUUCCAUUUAAAGGGAAGACAAUGGCCAUGAUCUUUGCUAAACCGUCCAUGAGGACACGAGUUUCAUUUGAGACUGGAUUUUUCCUACUUGGAGGCCAUGCUAUAUAUUUAGGGCCUGAUGAUAUCCAGAUGGGUAAACGAGAGGAAACUCGUGAUGUUGCUCGUGUUUUGUCACGCUACAACGAUAUAAUUAUGGCACGUGUUUUUGCUCAUCAGGACAUUCUUGAUCUGGCAAAACAUGCAACAGUGCCUGUUAUUAAUGGCCUGACUGACUAUAACCAUCCUUGCCAAAUAAUGGCUGAUGCCCUCACCAUAAUUGAACAUGUUGGCCGGUUGGAAGGAACUAAGGUUGUAUAUGUUGGGGAUGGGAAUAACAUUGUACACUCUUGGCUGCUGUUGGCAGCUGUGAUUCCUUUCCACUUUGUCUGUGCUUGCCCUAAAGGUUUUGAACCAGAUGCAAAAACCGUACAGAAGGCACAGCAGGCUGGAAUCAGCAAGAUCGAGAUUACUAAUGACCCACAGGAAGCUGUUAGAGGAGCUGAUGUGGUGUACUCUGAUGUGUGGGCCAGCAUGGGGCAAAAGGAAGAGGCUGCACACCGUCGCCAAGUAUUUCAAGGAUUUCAGGUGGAUGAAAAUCUGAUGAAGUUGGCUGGCCCAAAAGCUUAUUUCAUGCAUUGUUUACCAGCUGAAAGGGGUGUGGAGGUUACUGAUGGUGUCAUUGAAGCUCCAAACUCCAUAGUCUUUCCACAAGCUGAGAAUCGCAUGCAUGCACAGAAUGCUAUAAUGUUACACGCGCUUGGUUUGUAAUCUCGUAUCAGCAUGCCUAAUCCAGUCAAUUUCAUUUCAGUUUGAAUAGUUUUAGGAUUUUGUGGGUAGAACCCGUAGCUCUGCCUAUUUUGUCUCUCCCUUUUGGUUGUAAAAUGGUGUGAACUGAGAAGACGGACGGUACUUCAUCACUGUGGUUGGAACUUUUCGGUUCUUUCCAAGGAACACAGUUAUCUGGCUGCCAGUUUGAGUUACAA
Molecule: messenger RNA, 1423 nt
Organism: Populus nigra (black poplar)
Lineage: Eukaryota; Viridiplantae; Streptophyta; Magnoliopsida; Malpighiales; Salicaceae
Product: ornithine transcarbamylase, chloroplastic
Exons: 5
Coding region: 72-1208 (378 amino acids)
Biological process (GO): L-citrulline biosynthetic process
Cellular component (GO): intracellular membrane-bounded organelle
Molecular function (GO): ornithine carbamoyltransferase activity; amino acid binding
Source: RefSeq, a predicted model, not a curated record